Belonocnema kinseyi is the source of this 1938-nucleotide messenger RNA. It is a transcript of the gene XRCC1, whose product is annotated as DNA repair protein XRCC1. Gene Ontology annotation, molecular function: damaged DNA binding. Gene Ontology annotation, biological process: single strand break repair; base-excision repair. The transcript is spliced from 3 exons. Bases 316 to 1785 code for a protein of 489 amino acids. NCBI's taxonomy places the organism in Eukaryota, Metazoa, Arthropoda, Insecta, Hymenoptera, Cynipidae. Gene Ontology annotation, cellular component: nucleus. The record is from RefSeq and is a predicted model, not a curated record.
AGCGCGCGAAAUGAAUAACAACGCAAAAGGCAACGUAACAUUUGUGUCUAUCGAUAUGUCAGAUUUUGCGGAGAUUUAAUCCGUAAAAACUUUAGACUAUUGUUAAAUAACGUAUUCCAUAUGUUUCAGUGAAUUUAAAAAAUAAAACAAUUAAUUUUGCUAAAUUUGCGUACAAUCAUGUGAGUGUAUAUCGUGUAUAUCCUUUUCUAACCUCAAAAUGCAAAGUGCAAGUGACAUUCCGUAAACAAGAUUUAUAAUAAUUGAAAUUAGGACAGGUCUCAAAAUUGUCUUAUGAAGACUUGAAAAAUCCGAAACAUGAUAAUUAAACUGGAAAAAGUGAUAAGCUGUUCCUCGGAGAAUCCGUCUUAUCCAGCCUCAAAUCUACUGGAAUAUCGAACAACCUCGAAUUCAUCCUGGCGGUGUGCUAAACCCGGUGAAUCCUUGGCUACAGUUAUUUUUCAACUCGCAGAAUCUUCUUGUAUAACAGGAGUCGAAAUUGGAAAUUAUCGCUCCUGCAUAGUCAUCGUAACAGCCUCAACAACCGCGGAGCCAGAUAAUUGGAUUCCGAUAAUAAAUCAUCAAUUUCUCACCCAUGAUGAAGCUGCCAAUGGGAAAUUCAAGGACCAAGUGCAGAUUUUCACGAAGAAAGAUCUCAAUCCUGAAAUUUUGAAGACGAAAUUCGACAGAGUGAAGGUAACCUGUAUGCAGUCUGCAAAUCCGAGAGAGGUUUUUGGAUUGUCCUUUCUAGUUUUGAGAACUGAAAUUGUCGUCGAUAUGGGACUAGAUGUCUUUGGUAGAUUUAAAAUGAAGGAUUCGAAUGAGGAGAAGGACCUGUCUGCGGAUAAAUUUAAGGACACUUAUCUCAAGUUGUUUGGAAAUAAGAAACCAGGCUCCUACAAAGAUGAAUUGAAGGAUAAAAUGAAGGAAAACGGUUUGAACAAUUUUGCGAAACGACAGGAAGAGGAGCGAGAACACAAGACAAAACCUUUGCUCGAAAAAUUAGAGGCUGGAAAAGCUGACGAGGUUUUUGGAAAAGCAAAAGAUUCUCCGAAUUCGAAGCCGGUAGCGAGAACUCCUUUCGGGGAUGUAAUUCCGUCGACCUCGAAAACGAAAGAGGACAAAAAUGAGAGUAAUAAGCUGAAAAAUGGUCGGAAACGAUCCCUGAGUCCGGAUGCAUCCCAAGAAGCGGCGACGGCGAUUUCGAAGAAAGCGAAAUGCAAUAAAUGCGAGGCAAUUUCCAGUGACAAAAUAUGUGAAGUUUGUAAUAAAUUGCCUCCUCAGAAAGCCCCUGAAAUGAAAAAAAUUGAAAGUAAAAAGGCAGGGGAGGUUCCACCGAAAAAAAGGACACAGAGGAAGAAAUUUGAGGAACUUUUGGAGGGAGUUUCAUUUUCCUUGAGUGGAUAUGUUAAUCCGCAGAGAGACGAGAUUAGGAGGAAAGCUCUGAAAAUGGGAGCGAAAUAUAUUGCUGAUCCAAACACGACUGAUAAAUUGUGCACACAUCUGAUUUGUGCUUUUAAAAAUACUCCCAAGUCGCAGCAGCUCAAGGGCCAUUCCAAAAUUGUUUCUCAUAAAUUUAUUGAGGAUUGUUUUGAUAAGAAAAGAAGAAUCCCGUGGAGACGAUUUGCUCUAGAUAAAAAAGAGAGGGAAGAAUCGGAUAGCGAGGAAGAAUUCGCGGGAAUUGGGAAAUUUAUUCCAUCUGAGGAUGAAGAAAAUGAUGAUACUGAUGAGGACUUUAAGCCCUACGAUGAAGAAACUGACGAUGAAGACUCAGAUUCUAAUUAUUGAAAUUGGAAAAUAGGCUUAUUUAUUUUCCUUGUUUGCCUUUUCUAUCAUUAUCAAAAUCACCUUCAUGAAAUUGAAUACUUCUGUAAAUAAACGACGACAUUUUCCACGAACGAGACGAGUAUUUUUAAAUAAAAAAAUAAAAACAUUAAGUUG